AUGCCACAGCUGAUUAACUCGAUGGACCCUCUAUCAGCUCACUACACGCCUAUCAACUGGUGUGUGAUUGAACUGCCCGCGCGGAGAGGAGGUGUGGAACCCUCUCCAGGUGAUGACGAUGCCGACGAGGAGGAGGACCUAUCCAUGCCAGCCUCCACAUCGCCGUCCCCUGCGCCAAAGCGUGCGCGGAUUGACACAAAACCCCGUCGCCAGGAAGAAACCCUACGAACAACAUCCCAGCACCAACGCAGCGUGCCCGAGCACCCAAAAAGCACCCCGUCCAGUUUGCGACAGAACCGCUGA
This is a messenger RNA of Penicillium samsonianum, 303 nucleotides long. RefSeq lists its product as uncharacterized. The transcript is spliced from 2 exons. The coding region runs from base 1 to 303 and encodes 100 amino acids. NCBI's taxonomy places the organism in Eukaryota, Fungi, Ascomycota, Eurotiomycetes, Eurotiales, Aspergillaceae. The record is from RefSeq and is a predicted model, not a curated record.